Molecule: messenger RNA, 1119 nt
Organism: Durotheca rogersii
Lineage: Eukaryota; Fungi; Ascomycota; Sordariomycetes; Xylariales; Xylariaceae
Exons: 3
Coding region: 243-866 (207 amino acids)
Source: RefSeq, a predicted model, not a curated record
UAGACCGGGUCUCUUUCCCUUUCUCUGCUUCCGUCUCCCUCCCCCUAUCGCUUACCGCAUGGCUAUAUAUUGUUUCGUAUGGCGCUGGCCUGCGUUGCACGUACCAUACUGUAUGGAUGGGCCGGGGGGGGGGAAGGGGGGGUGGUUGAACGAGUGGAGCCGGAGGGGGGUAAGGAGUACGUGAAGUGGCGGAUGAAGCAACGGGUUACGGAUACAAUGCGAUAUGUAGGGAUAGCGGAGGGAUGAAGGGAAUGGGGAGGCGUAGAUGGAUGCAUUGGUGUAUAUACACAUUUGCACGUAUUUAUAGGUAUUUAUCUACAGGCCUGUGUAGAUACCUCCAAGUACCUAUGCUGAUACCUUCACAAUGGGAGAAGUACCCUCCAAGUAUUGAUCUUACGCAUUGCCCUAUAUCAGGUAGUUGUAUUACGUUAGAUAGGUACCUAGCUAGUACCUUAUAUGUUAUGCAGUUAUGCAUACGUUGCGAGGUUAGUUACGUACCUGCCUAUCUCAAUACAGUCCGCAACUCCGAAACCCUUCAACUCUCUACGGCUGUAAGUGUAGAAUGGAUCAACAUGUGUGUAUAUAUAAUCAAGUCUACCGCCAUCCACCGAGUCAGGGUAGCCAGACAGAGGAGAAGUGGCGAAUAUAAAGGGGUGGGCCGCGUACUAUGGUCACCUGGCGCUCCUCCAAUCAUCUUACACGGAUGCAUUCAUGCCCAACGUUGGGCAGGCGGGCAUCUGAUCCAGCCUCUCGCUGCCCCCUUUGCUCACCAGGUACACCUUUCGCUGGGAGCAUGUACGAUCCUGUCUGGUUACGGGUGGGCGUGUGGUGGCCGUGGGUGGGAACGCUGCCAUCGGGUGGGCUAGGAGGAUGCUAUAGACCGAUGUAGAGUCUUGUACCCCUUCGAGGACGACACUUUCGGGCUACUGUGGCUACAUCUAGGCUACGGGACCCGUUGGGCAACGUUCGCCGCACCCAUUGGGCGCCUUGGGUGACUCAAGUGUACGGACAGCGGCCUCCCUUGCAGAAUUUUGCAGACAUGAUGCCAGCCAGACCCGGCGAUGGGAUCCUGGUCCAGCACGCGGUCCGCCGUCUUGUCUACGUAUUGCAGGUCGCAGC